This is a messenger RNA of Seminavis robusta, 2278 nucleotides long. Lineage: Eukaryota; Bacillariophyta; Bacillariophyceae; Naviculales; Naviculaceae. The record is from the annotation of a GenBank genome assembly.
CUUGGUGGAUUUCGCUAGGAGCGAGCAGCCAGCAGGACAUUCCUCAUGUUUACCACGGAAAACUCGAACGCAGUGGAGAAAACAAUCCGACUCUUACUCCGGAGCAAACCUUCGAGUCCUUGGCAUUGUUCCGUCCCUUUUGCCGGCGGCUUCACCGGAGCUUCUGCGGCAUUGCUGCCGGUACGCAUCUUCAACGAACAAAUCCACCUUUUUAACCCUAGCUACGUAGCCAACCCCACGGUACCAUCUCAAUGCUGCAGGCAGCAAAGAAAAACAUUGUAUCUAGCGCAUCAUGGCUGGUCCUUGAGUGCUGCUUGCAAGCACACUGCUCAGAGUCUAGGUUUGACUUCUAAUUCUUUCCUUUUGCCUGCUAGCGAGCUUCGAGCUUGCAAUACCAUCAGCUUCAGGAAGUUUGAUACUAGCUACUGGUAGCGCCUUCCUAUGAUAUCAUCAUCCAUUCCAAAUGCAACAAUAUAUUCCUGUAGAGCAAACCUCAAGCCAGAACGGCGUGUCGGAAGGAAGUUUGAUCCAGUCGUGAGAGAAACCAUGAUUGAUCAAUCCCACUGGCAUCAGAUUUCGGUGAGAAUGAAGAAGAUGGCGUGAGGAACAACCGGAACCUCGGUUGUCACCAUAGAAUGGGUUGCAGAGAGACUACAAGAAGGGCAACUCGCUUGAAAGAACUAGAUUGUGGCUGAACCAAGAAGCAAACCAUGGAAUAUCUUCGUGUGACGCCCCGAGAUGGAGAAACCUUUGAGGAGUUGACCAAGCGGUUGAAGCUUACAGACAUGUUCCGUGGAUCUGGUUACUACAAGGUAACCCGAUCGGAAAAGAUCUCGGCCAACAAGGAUAUGGUUCUGUCUCUUGACGACAAGACGAGAUGGAUUGCUGGGCCAGAUGCCGUGCGGUCCGAGCUCAAAGUGAACAAGGGAGUGGCUGUUACCCUCAAACCAAGCGGAUUACCCUCUGGGUGUGAGCUCUUUGUGCAGUCCACAAGUUGGAACCGAAAGUUACGAGAUGGGCAUGAUGUGCUGUUUCGCAAAUUGAGCGGAGGCUCUGGUUCCGGGGUGAAGGUUACCAUGCAUCCAGAAAAAGUUGCCAAGAAAAUCGCACCUGCCAUCAAAGAGAGCACCAGCCCCAACAAGCAUAAAGUAAAAGAUGAUGGCAACGUUGGAAGACGCAAGAGUCCCCGCAAACGGGCCAAGGUUAAAAAUAACGAUGAGAGCGAUGGCGGGGAUUAUCCAGCUCCCGUUCCUAGUAGUGGUGGUGAUCCAGGUGGUGAUGGUAUUGUGGUUUGGAGUAAGCUAUUUUUUGACUUGAAGGAAGAUGUCGAUUGUCUGGAUGAAAGCGAUUUGGUGGUGGGAGCUGCAGCAUCCCACGUACCCGGAGACUGUGACAAGCCAGUACCCAACAACUUACUGGAACAAGCCAUUUCCAAAGUCGUGGAGGGCGCCAUCCGGGGCGUGAUUGAUUGGAGAUUGGUGGAAGAAACAAUUGUGGUCCAACCCAGCAACAACCAGUGGGGUGGAGACAACACAUGGCGCCGUCAUCAAUGGACAAGUGCAGGAACGCGCCUACUCUAUGUGGAAAGCCCCUCUACCAACUUUAUUGCUCUCGAAAUGAGAGGCAACGAAAACUAUGGGUUGGUCUGUGGCAACUGUCAAAGCCAUCCAUUUUGCCAUUCACCCCAUUUCAUGUACGCAAACUCUGAUGGGUCUUCCCGAGAUAUCCCCUUGCGUGGUUUGAUUAAUCCGGGUGUGGUCUUGGCCAAACUCAUUCAUGAUGUUGUCCUGCACUGCCAGGAUUCGGAGCAUUAGCAAGUGAGGUGGCCAAUAGUAGAUUGACUUUUGUGAGCCGAACCACCCGUGGCUUGAUUGUUUGACUGAAUGUAAGCAAACCUGUAGCACCAAAAUAAAGCCCAAACUAAUACUGUCAUAGCUACAUUACGUACGACCAGAUUACUCGCCGUCAUUGCUGAGAUUUCCUGCAGGUUGUAGAAUCGCUGUGCAUCCAUCUCGUGACGACAUGAUUCGUUGAAGUUGCUGAACUGCUGGCAUGGUUUCGUCUUGUGUUGCGCUGCUCCCCAACAUGUACUGAAUGUCCUGCAGUGAUGAUUCGGUUGGUGGGAAGAUCACUAUUGCCUCUCUUCCUCCCUGUGUUGGCAUUGUCAGAAAGUAAGAUCCGGUGGCAAUCGACAAUGACACCUCCCUGCCCUGUUGGGAUGGUAGCUUCGUAGCUAUUGGCGAGGAACGUGGUAUCAACGCAUCCAGCGAGUGAAAAC